Coniophora puteana RWD-64-598 SS2 is the source of this 1206-nucleotide messenger RNA. RefSeq lists its product as uncharacterized. The transcript has 2 exons. NCBI's taxonomy places the organism in Eukaryota, Fungi, Basidiomycota, Agaricomycetes, Boletales, Coniophoraceae. The record is from RefSeq and is a predicted model, not a curated record. The coding region runs from base 1 to 1206 and encodes 401 amino acids.
AUGACUUUACCAACUGAGCUCCUCGGUUUGAUAUUAUUUUGGGCGAGUCGACAGCCGAAACCAUUGCCAUACCUCUCUCGCAUCGUAGGGUUUCCCGAGGAACCGGAGGAGUACACGGCGCCUUCCGCGCAACAGCUCGCGUUCGUCUGUCGGCGAUGGGUAGAUGUCCUUGCGAUGGAUCCAGAGUAUUGGAAGACCUUGGAGAUUGCCACUAGCGGCUCUACCUUCGUCCCAUACGUUGUAGAGAAGUUCUUCUCUGCCUCUCGUGACAAUUUGAUCCAGUUCACCAUUUCACCAUGCGAAACGACAGCGUGUUCCUCUUCACCACGUCAGGAACGUAAGAGGAUCGGCAUUGUUAUGGAGCUCAUGAGGCCUCACUUGGGCCGCCUGACCCGUCUGUCCAUCAAAGCCGUCUAUCGUUCAUCCAUCGUCUCCAUAGGGCAGUUCCUCGACGGCGCUGUCAUGACCCAAUUGACCGACCUGAAACUCCUUUCGCAAGAAACGGACGCCGUCCCCUUUCCACAUCGCAUCAUCCUUAUCGUUACCUCAGGGAGAUACCGACCUGCGAACCCUUCCGACGGUGUAAGCGCAAGUCGCCUCAUUGGAGCUUUGCGCACUCUUGACGACAAACGAAACCCUAUAGACAUUGACGUUGAAGAUGUGGAGUUCAAUCCGGAGGACAUUGUCCUCCACGUUGACCGCUUUUAUGAGUCGUAUAACAUCCGACUAUGCGAUAUUGCGGCUGACUUCGCCCCUAUGUUCUGUGCUAUCGGAGGGAGCGAUUACACCGAGAUUGUUCGGUGUGAGGUGGCCUUGCGCUGCAAAAUAUACAGCACCGACCUUCUUAUCACAGAAGUCACUUCCAGCUGCUCGAUGCUGCGCAUGCUUCAGGAUUGGGAGGGUAACACCCUGACCCUUGACAACUGCUUAGGUUUCGAUGACCGGGUCAUAGGUGCGCUUGCCAGUGGCGAACCGCAAUGCAGAGGACUAGCGUGCGCGGGUCUACAAUAUUUCGAGCUUCGUGGAUGCACCAAAUUUUCGGCAAGUGCUCUGAAGAGGAUGUGCGAGAUGCGACUCGGCGUCCUACCACUCGAACAUUUAGAUAUCAAAGACGGCCCCGAGAUUGAUGCAGAUAUCUUUCGAUGGUUUGAGGAACAUGUUCAAAGCUUCAGCUGGAAUGGUGUGAACGGGAAAUCUUCUGAAUAA